AUGGAUUUCGCCGCCGGAGACGGAUGGAUUUCGCAUGAUUUUGCACAAGAAAAAAAGGUUUUUGUUCACAAAAUAUCAAUUUGCUGCAAAAUUCAAAUUUCAGAACCAAACCUUUCAAAAUCUGGGCGAUCGUCUUCCAAUUCCAGUGGCUCUUUCGUCGUUGACACAAUAUUUGUCCAAUUCGGACGAUGACGCGUACAAAAUUGGCGAUUAUCACUUCAGAACGGUUUGUUGAUCAUCUUCGGUCAAAAAUGCCCAAAAGUUUAAAUUUCAGAUCCAAACGGUCGGAGUAAUUCUGGAAAUGACAAAAGAAGACGGAAAAGUCAAAUAUUUGCUGCACGACCCGGAAAAUACGGAAAAAACGUUCAGUGUCACUCAAUUUGGCAGUAUUGAUGUAGAAAUACAUUGUCUGAAAUUGGAAAGCGAAAAAAAAACACUUUCAGGAAGGCGGAUCCCGUUUUGUUCAGCCCGAUUUGAGCGAAGACGUUCGAGUGCGAGUCAUGGGAAAAUUGAAGAAUUUGGCUGGAGAAAAGAGUGAUUCUUUCAAAUUUUCUAAAACUUUCUUACCUUUUCCUCGAUUUUGCUUUACAUUUUUGUACGAUUUUCAGAGAAAAAGCGUUUCUUUCAGCAAUUCUGGCGUUCUACCUCCAAAAACUGAUAGACGACAAGGAAUACGAGAUUUUCAAGCUCGAAUCUCAAGUGGCUCAAUUGUUUUUCAAAAAAGUGCGUGUUUUCUAGUUUUUCUAGCCGGAAAUGUGUUGAUUUCCAGGAUUUGAGCGAUAAAAUGCGCAACGGCGACACAAUGGGCUGGCACGGAAUGUUGGCGCCGCCCAUCCGAGUCGGCAGUUAUUUGGUAAUCAAAGAAUUGCAUUUUGCACGAAAUGUUGCGCUAAAACUUGUUUUUCACAGAAUACUAGGUAAUUUGUUCAUUUUUCAGAGCCCAGUCACUCCAAAGUCGAUCAGAAGCGCACAAGAACCAUCGCCGUCUUCUUCAGCUCCGGCGACCUCACCACAUACCCCAAAUGCGAUUAAAUCAAAGGUAAAAUUCCAAAAUUUCUUUUCAAAAAAUUCAAAAAUCCCCAGAUUCGCGCCGUCGUCCGCUCGGAAGCGAACAAAAACAAAUUGGGAACGGAAAACACGGAAAACGGCGUUCCGAUAGCUCAAAUUCUCAAAAAAAUGGAGCCAAUGUCAGAGGAGCGUCUUCGAGAAAUUCUCAGCGAGAUGGAAGAGGAGGGAAUGAUCUAUACCGCCCAACUCGACGAAUACAUGUCAAUGUUUUGA
Caenorhabditis sp. 36 PRJEB53466 is the source of this 1281-nucleotide messenger RNA. Lineage: Eukaryota; Metazoa; Nematoda; Chromadorea; Rhabditida; Rhabditidae. The record is from the annotation of a GenBank genome assembly.